Molecule: messenger RNA, 1859 nt
Organism: Malania oleifera
Lineage: Eukaryota; Viridiplantae; Streptophyta; Magnoliopsida; Santalales; Ximeniaceae
Product: S-adenosylmethionine decarboxylase proenzyme
Exons: 4
Coding region: 509-1591 (360 amino acids)
Biological process (GO): spermine biosynthetic process; spermidine biosynthetic process
Cellular component (GO): cytosol
Molecular function (GO): adenosylmethionine decarboxylase activity
Source: RefSeq, a predicted model, not a curated record
AACCACGAAAGCCUCCUGCCAGAAACAUUGGUUACGUCUGCAAGUUUUCUCUCUUUUGAGGCCAUAGAAUUCUAGGGUUUCGAUCUGUCGUCCUUCGUCAUCCAUUUUAUUCUGUAGAAGAUCGGACGAGCCUAUUGGGCGAUUGUUUUUCAAACGGGAUUCUGAUUUCUACCAAUACAGGCUAGACUGAAUGUUCUAAUGGAGUCCAAAGGUGGGAAAAAGAAGUCCAGUAGUAGUAAAUCUUUAUUCUACGAAGCUCCUCUUGGCUACAGCAUUGAAGACGUUCGACCAAACGGUGGAAUCAAGAAGUACAGAUCGGCUGCUUACUCCAACUGCGCUCGCAAACCAUCCUGAUAUUCCUUAAGUUGUGGAUCUGACCAUUUGAUGUGGUCUUUUGUUUUCUUGUUUUAAGUAUUUUGUUGUCGCUUAGUUCAACUCCUUUUCUUCUUCAAUCAACCUCAACUCUUGCUGUCUCUCUUAGCGGUUCUAUAAUUUUCAUUCUGUCAAUAUGGCAUUGGCUGUCUCUGCAAUUGGUUUUGAAGGUUACGAAAAGAGGCUAGAGAUAACAUUUUUUGAGCCAGGCAUAUUUUCUGAUCCCGCAGGGAAGGGUCUUCGAUCUCUGUCCAAAGCCCAGUUGGAUGAGAUUCUGAAUCCAGCUGAGUGCACAAUAGUUGCAUCUCUGUCAAAUGACCAUGUCGAUUCUUAUGUUCUAUCUGAGUCUAGCCUCUUUGUUUACCCUUACAAGAUCAUUAUCAAAACCUGUGGGACAACCAAAUUGCUCAAGUCUAUUCCACCAAUUCUGAAAUUGGCCAACACCCUUUCCCUUGCUGUAAAAUCUGUGAGGUACACUCGUGGGAGCUUCAACUUCCCUGGAGCUCAGUCAUACCCUCAUCGUAGCUUUUUGGAAGAAAUUGCUGUCCUUGAUAGCUAUUUUGGGGAGCUCGGUUCAGGUGCAAAGGCUUUUGUGAUGGGCAGCUAUGAUGGACAACAGAAAUGGCAUGUGUAUUCUGCUUCUGCUGAGUCGAUGGGAUCUGGUUUUCCUGUUUACACAUUGGAGAUGUGCAUGAAUGGUCUGGACAAAGAGAGGUCGUCUGUUUUUUACAAAACAAAGUCGAGCUCUGCUGCUGUGAUGACUAAUGAUUCUGGCAUAAGAAAGAUUCUUCCAGAUUCUGCAAUAUGUGACUUUGAGUUUGAUCCAUGUGGGUACUCCAUGAACUCUAUUGAAGGAGCUGCAAUUUCCACCAUUCAUGUCACCCCUGAAGAUGGUUUCAGUUAUGCAAGCUUUGAAUCAGUGGGGUAUGAUCCUAAGGAUAUGGAUAUGAACGAGAUGGUUGAGAGGGUGUUGGCCUGUUUUGAACCAGACGAGUUCUCCGUUGCCGUCCAUGCUGAUGUUGCUGGUAAGUUACUGGAGCAGAAGUGUUCUGUGGUUGCAGGGGGCUACUGUUGCAGGGAGAUGAACAUUGAAGAUCUUGAAAUGGGAGGUUCUGUCAUCUACCAGAAGUUUGCCAAGACCACAGGAUGUGUGCCGCGUGGCUCUCCUAGAUCAAUUCUGAAAUGCUGCUGGAAAGAGGAAGAAGAAGAAAAGGAGUAAAGUGUCUUGUGUCAUGAUAAUUCGGUUUCUAUCAAAAUAAAAUUGAAUAAACACAUCGGAUAUAAAUCUGAUGUUAGUAGUUGGUUUUAGUCUUCUGAAGAUUUCAACAUCUUUCUGGAGCGGUGUCUAAUAAGUAUCGAUGUGUGUGUUUUUUUUCUCCCCCUUUGAGUCCUAAGCUAUGAACCUUGUAAUGGUGAUUUCUGGGUCAGGACCAGAAUGUUAAGUAUGAUUAUGUUUGCUUAAUAUUAUGUUGUGGUUUUAUACUUCA